Messenger RNA from Alnus glutinosa, 1460 nucleotides. RefSeq names its product ADP-ribosylation factor 2. The coding region runs from base 104 to 1183 and encodes 359 amino acids. Gene Ontology annotation, molecular function: GTP binding; GTPase activity. Gene Ontology annotation, cellular component: cytoplasm. Gene Ontology annotation, biological process: intracellular protein transport; vesicle-mediated transport. NCBI's taxonomy places the organism in Eukaryota, Viridiplantae, Streptophyta, Magnoliopsida, Fagales, Betulaceae. The record is from RefSeq and is a predicted model, not a curated record. The transcript has 10 exons.
AUAUGUAAGGUCAAUCUUCUUCGCAAAGUUCUACUGCUCACUUCCCAUUAAAGCGAUAGCAGUUGAGAGGCUUUCCUGUGGCGCCAAACACAGCUCCUCCCAAAUGGCCUCUGCUCAAAUCUCCGCCUCUCUCUCCCUUUCCUUCCGCGAUGUUUGUGCUCUUAGCUCAGCCGUGGCCAAAGCCCCUGUUGCAACUCCUCGGCUUCCUCUUUCUAAGUGUUCACUACGUGGGUCAUCCUUCACCACCGGUUCUCCGCUCUUGAUACAAAGAACUUAUUGUCAAAAGAGGACUGCAUACAAAGCUAUGUCACUUUCCAUAAGAUGUGAGCAAGGUACCCAGGACAACAGUUUGGAUGUAUGGCUAGGCCGGCUUGCAAUGGUGGGCUUUGCAGUGGCUAUUAGUGUUGAGAUAGCGACAGGCAAGGGACUUCUGGAGAAUUUUGGGCUCACAAGUCCCCUGCCUACAGUAGCCUUGGCAGUUACAGGAUUGGUUGGCGUUUUGACAGCAGUUUUUAUCUUUCAGUCGGCUUCAAAAAUUGGAUUCCAGAAAGAUAUCUUGGGAAGUAGGGCCUGUUCGAAGAACGAUGAUCUGAUAUCCUUCUUGAUCUCUCUCCUCUGUUCAUAUUGUGGCAUGGGUGCUGCCAUAUCUCGACUAGCAAAGAGGUUUCUUCCGAAAUGUGAAAUGAGGAUUGUGAUGGUGGGUCUUGAUGCAUCCGGCAAGACAACAAUCUUGUACAAGUUAAAACUGGGAGAAAUUGUUACGGCCGUACCAACAGUUGGUUUUAAUGUGGAGAGUGUAGAGUACAAAAACAUUAGCUUCACUGUCUGGGAUCUGGGAGGACAAGAUAAGAUUCGAGCUUUAUGGAGACAUUACUUUCAGAAUAUUCAAGGACUAGUCUUUGUCGUGGACAGUAACAACAGAGAGAGAAUUUCAGAAGCCCGAAAUGAGCUGCAUCGUAUUUUUGGCGAGUUUGGCCUACGGAAUGCCAUUCUUCUUGUCUUUGCCAAUAAGCAGGAUCUUCCAAAUUCUCUGAGUGUUUCUGAGGUUGCCGAUAGACUUGGCCUACACACACUCCGUCAGACACGUUGGCACGUCCAGAGUGCUUCUGGCAUCACCGGCCAAGGGCUAUACGAAGGUCUUGAUUGGCUGCUAUCCAACAACUUCCCUAACAAGGCUACAUGAUAUGCUUCUUUUGCUCAAUGUCUCUUACAAAAUACUCUGUGGAAUAGAAUUCGAUGAGUGAAACGAGAAGACAAUUUUUUGGAAACCCUGAUAAAGGAAGCGCCAGUGGAGAGUUGGAUAACAUAUGAAGAAGAAAACAAAACUCCAAGGCAUAUUAUUAAAAGAAGAGGAUAUUUCUUCUUCUCUUCUGCUCCUUACAAUUCCAAGCAGAUCAACUUUAUUUCAUGUCUUGAAUUCGGAUUGUUCUGAUUGAAUUGAAUAUUAAGCUUCAUAUUUA